Molecule: messenger RNA, 617 nt
Organism: Monopterus albus (swamp eel)
Lineage: Eukaryota; Metazoa; Chordata; Actinopteri; Synbranchiformes; Synbranchidae
Product: perforin-1-like
Exons: 2
Coding region: 38-436 (132 amino acids)
Biological process (GO): T cell mediated cytotoxicity; defense response to virus; immunological synapse formation
Cellular component (GO): membrane
Molecular function (GO): wide pore channel activity
Source: RefSeq, a predicted model, not a curated record
AAGACAAGGCAUCAACAUUACAGGCUCCAGUGAAGUCAUGGCCUCCAGUGUUCCCUUCGUCAUGUUGGUCCUGAGCAGCCUGAUUGUGGCUGAAGCCCAGCUAAGGCUGUUUAACUUGCGGGCCAGCAAUCUUCCUUCCAGCUUAUUUGGAACCACAGAUGGCUAUGUCAAGGUGUCCUGUGGGGCUGCUAAACUGGGUAAAACAUCAGUUUCCAAUGACAACCCUAACCCCUGGUGGUCAGAGGAAUUCACCCACUUCAUGGCCCAGGAGAAUGACAAACUAAAGCUUGAAGUUUAUGACAGCGACUUAAUCUUUGAUGACCUGUUGGGAGUCUGCGAGAGAGCUAUCGCCCUGGGGGUCCAUGAACAUAACUGCUACCUGGAGAAAGGUGGAAUCCUCACUUACUCCUAUACCCUUGGUAACCAAACUCAUUAGGCUUGUAUAGAUACAGGUGACCUUUGGCCUUACAGGCAGCCUCUUUACCACAGUAUGACUACAUCUUGAUGUACAGUUUUAAGAGACUAGCGUGCAGGCCGUGCAAACCAUUAUUGCAUUUUUUGACAAAUCAUGGUCACUUUACCCAUAAAGAUCUAAACUGCUUUAUUCAAUAAACCCU